Messenger RNA from Brassica rapa (field mustard), 243 nucleotides. RefSeq lists its product as uncharacterized. The record is from RefSeq and is a predicted model, not a curated record. NCBI's taxonomy places the organism in Eukaryota, Viridiplantae, Streptophyta, Magnoliopsida, Brassicales, Brassicaceae.
AUGUCACGAGCCACGUACAUAGUGGGUGCCCUUGCGGGAUCUGCUGUUGUAGCCUACAUCUGUGACAAAGUCAUUUCUGAUGAUAAGAUCUUCGGAGGCAAUACACCGGGAACUAUAACUAACAAGGCAUGGGGGGUUGCGACUGAAGAGAGGCUCCAAGCAUGGCCUAGAACCGCUGGUCCUCCCGUCGUCAUGAACCCUAUCAGUCGCCAGAACUUCAUCGUCAAGUCCCGCCCUGAAUAA